This is a messenger RNA of Lathyrus oleraceus (garden pea), 1744 nucleotides long. RefSeq names its product F-box/kelch-repeat protein At3g23880. Gene Ontology annotation, molecular function: protein binding. The record is from RefSeq and is a predicted model, not a curated record. The coding region runs from base 169 to 1491 and encodes 440 amino acids. NCBI's taxonomy places the organism in Eukaryota, Viridiplantae, Streptophyta, Magnoliopsida, Fabales, Fabaceae. The transcript is spliced from 2 exons.
CUCUUUUCUUUAGAACCAAACAUUUAUGUAAUUAUAAACACGCCCUUUUAUAGUUGAAUCAAAAGGAGACUUGCACAAAUAGGGUUUCAUCAACACUUUCUGUUUCAAAUUCUAACUCUAACCACAUCGCUACAUUCUUACCGGCACAAACAAACACAUCUGCCUCUCAUGAAUUCACCUCCGGCAAAGUCUCGGAAUUUAAACGGCGCUCCAACGGCGCUGCCAGUCCUCCUCGAUGAACUAAUUUCAGAAAUUCUUUCAUUGCUUCCUGUCAAAACUCUCAUGCAAAUGAAAUGUGUUUGCAAGCUAUGGAAGACCAUAAUCUUCGAUCCCGCCUUUGCCAAAUUGCACCUUCAGCGAUCUCCGCGCAGCACCCACCUCCUACUAAUACAAAAUUGGUCCAAUCCUAACGAGGGCUUGGAUUGCAGUGUCGAACCCUAUCCCGUAACUAAUUUGCUAGAGAUUCCGUUGCGCAUCGGUCGCUUCAGUCCUUUCUAUACAUAUAGGGAUAUCGACGCCAUUCCGGUUGAUCCACACUACCGAUUGAAGAAUCUAAGUUGCUGGCAGAUCGUUGGUUCAUGUAAUGGAUUGCUCUGCUUGCUCGGUGGUUCUUGUGCCACUAAGAAUCACACCACCUGGCUCCGAUUAUGGAACCCAGCUACCAAUACAUUAUCUGAAAAAUUAGCGUAUCUAACUAACUUUUGUUGCAGGUUCGCAUUUGGUUAUGAUAUUUCAACAGACUCUUAUAAGGCAGUGGCUUUCUCUGCCAACAAGGUGAAAGUUUUCAGGUUUGGUGAUAAUGUUUGGAGAAACAUUGAAUGUUUACCCGUUGUUCCUUUUGCCCUUGAGGCUACGCGGCUCAAUUGUCAUCCAUUUGUGUAUAAUGGUGUGUAUGUGAGUGGAGCUAUUAACUGGCUGGCUAUUCGAAAUAAGAUCAAUUAUGAAUGGAAAGAUAUUACCGUAGAUCAAUUUGUGAUUGUCUCGCUUGAUCUAGGUACCGAGACUUACCGGGAAUUGCUGCCACCACAGGGUUUUGUUGAAGUACCACCCGUUCAGCCUUCUGUUACUGUGUUGAUGGACCGUUUAUGCUUUUCUCACCGUACCAAGGGAACUCAUUUUGUUUUAUGGACGAUGAUGGAAUUUGGAGUUCAAGAGUCUUGGACUCAAUUCCUCAAAAUUAGCUUUCAGAAUCUUCGUAUUGAUCAUGGCAUUAGUGACUCGCUGCCAUAUGGUUCUCAAUUGUUCCUACUCCCGUUGAGUUCUUGUGAGAGGAGCAACACACUGAUAAUAGCAACCAAUCAAGAAGGUGAUGUUUUUUCCAAUCAACGGGCAAUUCUCUUUAAUUGGAAACAUAACAGAGUUGAGCAAGUUACAUCUUUCUAUAAUGAUAUAUUGUGGUUUUUUACCAAGGAAUACGUUGAAAGUUUGGUUUCCACUUGUCCUAAGACCACAACAUCAACUUCAAACACAUAUGGCGUUAUUGAUGGUUGAUGGCAGGACCGGAGGAAGGAAUAAAAGAGGCUUAUUGAAUCUUCAGUUUCAUUAGUUUUAGAACUCAUUUUGUAUAAGAGAUUUAUAGUUCUAUUGAUGCCUAUUUUGGACCUCUUUGAAGCAGUUGUAGAAAUUUAUUCCAAAAUAUUUGUGUUGUUUUGCAACUGUACUCCUAUUUGCGUAAUGGCCAAUGGGAAGAAUAUUUGUGAAAGAUACAUAUAUCUUAAAUGUCUACUUUAGCUCAUUCAUUAAA